GGAGACAUAUUGAGCUGUUUCCAAACAAACGCGUCCUUCCAGAAGACAUUGUCGUGACGCUCAAAGAAAUUGUCAUGCAUGCUCAUGCAGAAAACAUCACUUCUGAAACGUGCCUAGCACCUUUUGCCUCGAGUGAAGUUGCAAGCAUGCUUGGCCUUGUAGAUCAUCUCAAGGACAGUACUAACAAGGAGCGUGAGCACUCCGUGUGGAUUGCUGCUCGAUUGAUGAGGCUUUUCUGCAACGCAAAGUUUGUGAAUUUCUGUGGACAACCAGGUGCCCGACUUGACGUCGAUCAAUCGCUAUAUGGAGAACAUGAUACCCGCUCGAAUAAAAUCAUCCUUUGUAUCAUGAAUGUUAUUCUGUUUGGAUCUCCAGUUGCUCAAAGCAAGGCAAUUCACAGGAUAUGGGUCGAUGAAACCAUCGUUCAACCGCGAUGGAAGGAUUUUAUCGAUAGGAUGACCACCGAAUGGAAUGGAUAUACAAUAUUUUCUACUGUGAUGCUCGCUGUUGAUAUUAGUUUUCUCGCGGUCCCAGCUAUCGCGACUCAAACGGUCGCGAUCGCUCUAACAUAUCUGUCUUGCCUCUGCGCCCUGGGCUCUUUAGUGGUCUCGCUGGUCUUGGCUGGCCAAGUUAAUGACAGCCGGCGAGGCUCCGCUGUAGACGUAGCCUCUUUCAUGGUAGGAAUAUCACAGUCCAUGUUCGGCCUCGAAAGCCUUGCCCUGAUGCUCAGUCUACCGUUUGCACUUCUGAUUUGGGGAAUGGCGUUCUUUGCCGGAGCAUUGUCCACGCUGAUCUUCCGCACUUCUAGUGUUGUCGUCAUUUCAAUUGCAUCUCCAGUUUGGGUCGCCGUAUUCGUCCUGGCGAUGUGGCCCGUACUUACCGCCAAUAAUAUUCACAUUUCUCGCCUAAGGUCCUGGAUCAUAGAACAAGCUUCAUCUCAGGCUGUGGAGCCCAUCUUUGGUGUCUAAUCUGUGUUGUCUGAUUACAGAGAUUUUCUGUGGCGCGACACGCA
Suillus plorans is the source of this 1012-nucleotide messenger RNA. RefSeq lists its product as uncharacterized. The coding region runs from base 75 to 968 and encodes 297 amino acids. The transcript is spliced from 8 exons. The record is from RefSeq and is a predicted model, not a curated record. NCBI's taxonomy places the organism in Eukaryota, Fungi, Basidiomycota, Agaricomycetes, Boletales, Suillaceae.